AUGUUCAACCUCUCCAGCCUUGUGCAGAAGGCUCAGUCAUUCAUUGACCCCAUUCAGUCUCUCAAUAUCUCCCCAUCCGACCGCAAUCCGGCAAAAUCCACCCUCUUCCGCCACCAGUUCAGACUGCCCGACUCGCAGUCCCCACUUCAAGAGAUAACUUCGGAACUCACGAUAUCUCCACCGAUAGCAUAUGCGCCGAAUGCUACUCAGGGCGAGAAGGAGAAAGAUAGAGAUAGAGGCUAUCACUAUGCUGGAAAGCUACACCUGAGCGAGUCUUACCUAUGCUUUUCGACACAGCCUACCAGUUUCCUCCAAACUGCAAGCACAAGUACAUCGUCUGGCUUUACGGGCCAAACUCACGGGGCCGGGCCAGGAGGUAAUGGAUUUACACUUCCUUUGUGUGCUAUCAGGCGUGUUGAGCGACUUCAUAGUCAGAACUACCAGUUCGCCCUAGCGAUUACAACGUGGAACGGACUUACCAAUACCUCUGCGACCGAAAACCCCAAAGCCCCAGUAUUGCAACAAAAAAUCAUCAUACAACUGGCAGGAACCCGACAGGCUUGUGAACGAUUUUGCGAUGGAUUGAAAAAAGGCCUCAAAAAUGCCGUGGGCGAAGUGGGAAAGCUAAAGAAAGUCGUAGCAGAAUGCUAUUCCGAAUAUCUCCUCCAGGGAGAGGCGAGAAAAGAAAGCACACCGCCAGAUGCUGGUCUUGGCAUGAUGUUUCGGUACCCAGGCGAUGCUAAGAAGUUACGAGAUAGGAGCAAGAUGAGGUUAUGGGGUGAAUAUCUGCGAGACUAUGGACGCAACGUUACGCUUAUUCGGCAACCAACCUUUCACAAGCUGAUCCGUGUCGGGCUACCAAAUCGACUUCGAGGUGAAAUUUGGGAGCAAUCAUCUGGAUCACUAUACUUGCGCCUAGAGAACCCCACGCUAUUCGCGGAUACGUUGGCCAAAUUCGAUGGCCGUGAGUCCCUUGCCAUUGACGAAAUCGAAAAGGACUUGAACCGGAGUCUGCCAGAAUAUCCUGGCUUCCAGAGCGAGGAAGGAAUUGGGCGUCUCAGACGAGUCCUAACCGCAUAUAGUUGGAUCAACGAAGAAGUUGGUUAUUGCCAAGCCAUGAACAUAGUAGUGGCGGCGCUUUUGAUAUAUAUGUCUGAAACCCAGGCAUUCUACUUGCUGUCUGUGCUCUGCGACAGGUUGCUUCCCGGAUACUACUCAACCACCAUGUACGGUACUUUGUUGGACCAACGCGUCUUUGAAUCGUUGGUGGAGAAGACGAUGCCAAUUCUGUGGGAUCACUUAGUCAAGUCCGAUGUUCAACUCUCUGUCGUUUCUCUGCCAUGGUUCCUGUCGCUGUAUAUUAACUCAAUGCCUCUGGUUUUCGCCUUCCGCGUUUUAGAUGUUUUCUUUUUAGAAGGUCCAAAGGUCCUAUUUCAAGUUGGAUUGGCCAUUUUACGCAUCAACGGAGAGGAGCUGCUCGAUGCUGCCGACGAUGGGGCAUUUAUUUCAGUUCUAAAGUCCUACUUUUCCAAACUGGACGAAUCAGCCCACCCAAAGUCUGAAAACAGCAAAUUGCGAGCUGUCACCCGUUUCCAGGAGCUUAUGGUCGUCGCAUUUAAAGAGUUCUCUGGAAUUACUCACAAUAGUAUCACCGAACAGCGCAUGAAGCAUAAGGAUAGUGUUUUGAACAGCAUAGAGAGUUUUGCAAAGCGCACCUCGAUACGAAACCUUGGGCCAGAUAGCAAAAGACUGACUGUUGAGGAGUUGGGUGCCUUGUACGAUCGAUUCUAUGGUGUUUUAUACGAGCGCCAGCAACGGAGUCAAAUGAUCUUGGAGGAGACUGAACGACGAGAUAAAGCCCGGAAAGCCCGGGCUGCAGAAGUUGUCACGGGCCUGGCUGAAAAUACGAUCAUUGAGAAAGGACGAGUCGGGAUGGGCCCAAGCCCUACACUCAUGGAUUAUGAUGCAUUCAGAGAGUUUCUCUCAGCCAUCGCAAGAUGGGCUGUUACUGACUCUCCAACCCCGCCCGAGAAAGAUAACGGUGCCGAUAAAGAAAGGCAUUCCUACUUUGGAAACAGUGUUCGGCGGAGGGAAACCUCGCUAUCUCCUUGGGGCUAUGGCAACCCUGAGCCGGCUGAUCAUGAAUUUAUGCGACGCCUUUUUCAGCGUUGGGACGUUGAUGUGAAUUCCGCUUUGACGCUCCAAAACGUUGUCACCGGCCUAGCACAGAUCAAAGGCAAGGGGGAUAUCAUGGGCAGUAUCACGUACUUUUUCGAGCUCUACGAUGACGAUGGUGAUGGGAAGGUCGACCGGGAGGGGAUUUUACGUAUUUCAGAAGCACUGCUUUUCUUGUCCCGUCGAGGCUUGGAUGGAACCCUAACACCAUCUGGUUCAAUGACCGGCUUGAGCGAAUAUGAAGCUGGUAACGGAGGCCAAGCUGAUGGUAUCCAAGGAAGCACCAAUGAGCGAUUUCUAAGCAGCGUCAGUGCCUUCAUCAGACGUUGCUUUGAAUACGCUGAUCCUGAUCGCCCACACAAUCAAGAAGAGACCAAUAAUUCGACGGAUUCGUUUGGUAUUGGCGGCGAUAGCGAUGAGGAGGAGGAAGAUCUCGUGGAUCUCGGACCAGAUGCAUCAUCUCCGAAAAAGGGCAAAAAGUCUACUGGCCUACAAAGUUCACCCGCCGCGUCGGACAUGCCCAAUAAGCCUGCUGGCCAACGUAGCGCAUCUAAAGCUCAAUCGGAAGCCGCAAAUGCUGCCCUCGACCCAGCAAAGCCUCUGCACAUCACUUUACCGACAUUCCGUAUGGUCGUUCUCGCAGACGAGCUCCUCGAACAGUUUUUCGAAUCUUCAUUUCCCGCUUCAUUCCGCAUCCUAGACAAACUCUCAACCGGCCCAGCAACCCCCACAUCCAGCCUCACCACAUUCUCCAACCUCGGUUUCGGCCGAGGGGCCGCUGCUCAGAAAGGCGUGGGCGGUACGGGAUCCGCAGGCAUCGUACCACCCACCAAAGGGCUCCGCGGCGUUUUGGACAAUAUUGUUACGGAUGGCAUGCGCGUGGCAGCGGAAGUUAAGCGACGCAUGGAUGACGCUCAAAUCGAGAUGGAGAAGAAUGCCGUGGGCGGCCGGCCAGCGGCAGAUGAGGAGGACGACGACGACGAAGGUUUUGAUCCACGACCUGCUACUGGAGCCAGAGCCGUCAGUUCCGAGGAUAGAGAUCUGUUGGAGGGUGCGGAUGCUGAAGCUAUCAAGGGGCAGGAAAACGACAGGAAUUUGAGUCCAGAUACUGCUGCAACUGCUACUGGUGGCCGGUCGAGGAGUAUCAGUGGUGCCUCGCAUAAGGUUGUUGAGUUUGAGCAGUGA
Venustampulla echinocandica is the source of this 3360-nucleotide messenger RNA. RefSeq names its product TBC-domain-containing protein. NCBI's taxonomy places the organism in Eukaryota, Fungi, Ascomycota, Leotiomycetes, Helotiales, Pleuroascaceae. The transcript is spliced from 2 exons. Bases 1 to 3360 code for a protein of 1119 amino acids. The record is from RefSeq and is a predicted model, not a curated record.